AUGGAAAGCACAAUUGAACCUUGUAAAGUGCGAACGUUAGUUGUUCCCGUUGGUACUUGGAAGAAAGAUGCGUACCUUGCUGCCGUUGACGAGUUGGAAAGACACGGUGAAAUACGACUAGUGGAUGUGACACCUUUACCUGAUUGUACCUUCAACCCACAACUAUUUCCACACGGUAGAGUUUUAUAUUCCUUCUUGACGAGAGAGCAUGACAGCAAUUCGAUGAUGUUCUUGCAUGAUUUCGAACCGUACAGGAAGUUAUUUGUUGUGAUAGGGCUUUGUAAUGAUGGUUUGAUAUCUACAGAGGCAUGUGUUAAUGAGCUGCGGGAACGUUAUGGUAGUGCCAUAUCUUACGCUGUGAUAUACAAUGAUAGAUCUAAAGUUGUAGAACAAUCAACGAAAUAUGGAUUCUCGAGAUCUGAAGAACCUUUGGAAACAAUUAUGUGUGAUAUUACAAGAAAUUUCUUGGAAUCAUUGCAUGUGUAUUAUAGCUCCUAUAAGCAUGUUACAUUGAGAUCCCCUGGAGCCAUAGGAGGGCCAUCCGUGCUAAAAACUACUUUGACUAAAAAAUCACAAACAACAGCACCAAUCACAAAUCCGCGCUCUAAAAAAGGUAGUUCUCUGUCAAGCAAAGAUGAUUCUUCCUCUUCUAGUUUAUCCAUAUCCGAUGACUCGAUCAAGGAUAAAUCUAAACGUUACUCGUCAUUGAAUGCUUUGAGUGGUGGUACAUCAGAUAAAUCUAUGCAACGGUCAAAAGCCAGGCAGUUAAAGCUAUUGGCAAAUCUUCAGUUACUAGCGGGACAGUAUCUGUUGUCUAUGAAUAACUUUGCAGAAGCUGCCCGUAUCUUACACAAGAUUCAUGAUUAUAUUUGGCUUGGAAGUUCACUUGAAGGAAUACUAACAUGUAUCAUAUUAAUUUCGUAUCUUCAGCUCCCUUUCCAAGUCCCACCAAUCAUACAUUCAUUAUGUUCUUUAUCUCAAAAUUCUAAUAGCAUACUAUCACCCACUACCUCCCGCAGAAGUUCCAUGCAAUCCGUGGCUUCUCCCAGGAAUUCAGUGAGCACCAUCACUGCUGCUUCGCUCGACCACACAAAUAUUGACAUACCAAAGUUGGUCAAAAAGAUAGCAGAUAAAGCAUUGUAUUAUUAUGACUAUUCACUUUCCUACUCAGUGGAAUUCACUCCUCAAGUUGUGUAUUGUAAGAGCAUACUUCGUACGCUGACAUUUAUGUCCUUAUGCUAUAAAGCAAACGGUUUUGAUCAGCGAGCCCUUCAAGAAAUGAUAUUUUCGGAUAUGUCAUCAUCAGCCGUUCAAAACCAGGAUUCGCUACAAGAUGAAUGUAUUUUCACAAAAUCGGAAAUUUAUCAGUACUCGACAAAAAUCUUCGAGCUUCAGUUGAAAUCGAUGGACCUGUCAUCUCAGAUUCAAAUAUAUUUGACGCUCUGCAUGGUUUAUGACAAUUUGAAUAUGUUCAGGAAGAAAUCAUUUGUUCUGCGAAUCUUGUUUAUAUCAAUAUUAUCUCAACUUACCAAUGACUAUCUCUCAGAAAAUUACCAUUCUCUGAUAGAUGAUUUAAUGAAAAAUUAUAGAAUCUCAGGUUGGGAGCCUGAACACAAACUUCAAGAUGCAUCUAGUUACAAUUGGGUGACUUUACAGAAAAACGUUUUGAUGUUAAUUAUAAAAAUUAGCGCUCAUUUCAAGAAUUAUAAAAACGUUGUUGAACACUCCCAGCUUCUUCUCAAACGGUUUUCUCAUACUCUGACGAAACUUGAACAGAUUGACUUAUUGAAUCAAUACAUUCUUCCACAUCAAAACGAAUAUCCCGUUGAAUAUAUGGACCCAUUUUUGAUCCGUGACAUUUGCUUCAGCAGGACUCGGUCGGAAGAGAUGCCAAUGCUAAAAGUAUUGCGGGACGAAGAGUCCAGGACUUUCAAUGAUCCGCAUCAAAUUUUCAAUCCUUUCGCGUCAGUACAUCACAAAACGAAAGAAAACGAAACAGAGAAUUCAAAUUACUUUUUGGUCGCUGAGACUGUUCAGAUGGUAAUAACGUUCCAAAACCCAUUUAAAUUCGAUGUCAGGAUAAAUUCCAUAAACUUUACUGAGGAUGAUGCACAGUUCAUGAAAAUAGCAGAUCUUGAUCUGACCUCUUGUACAAUACCAGCCUCCUCAAAGAAACAGUUUUGCGUUGGAGUUACUUUCGUAAGGUCCACCCUAACUUUGCAUCAGUUAAAAGGACUUUCAGUUUCUGUACUGGGGUUGCCUUCAAAGUUCUGGGGAAUUUGUAAGCAACCCGGUAAAUUCAACACUCAGGAAAGAUGUACCCUGUAUUCCGUCCCAAUCACCAUUAUUGAUCAACAGCCUACAUUGUGUUUCUUAUCAACCACCUUAGUGGAUAACCGUGUAAUGCUUUUAGAUGGUACGGAGACUGAGUUUAAAGUAUUUUUGAGAAACUCUUCUCUUUCUAGUCCCAUAAAUUAUUGUAGUGUUAGCUGGAUCACUAACGUUGAAACUGAAUUGAAAGAGAAUUACUGGACCAGUUUAGCACCAGAUGAUCUAUAUGACGUUGAUUCGCAGCUAAAAUGGUUGAGAGAAAAUUUCAUCUCAAUAUCCUCGAUUCCAAAUGAAGUAGGUAUUAAUGAAUCCUUCCACUUCAGUGUUAAUUUGGAUGUUACAAAGGCGCCAUUCACUUUGAAAUGGGCACGCAUUACGAUUCAAUAUGGCUAUAAAAAGUCUCCUGAAGAUCUAGCAGUUUACGUGAAGUCAUUAACCAUUCCAAUUGAGAUUACUUUACAGAGAGUACUAGAAGUAUCUAACGUCAAUUUUAUUCCAAUUCCAGAAGCUUUUGAAGCAGCAUCAGACAUAGGAUGGAUAAAGUAUCUACGGAGUCAUCAGAGUGUUCAAUCAGAUUACGUUUUGAUGCUGAUUGACAUGAGGAAUUCCUGGUUAUUACCUGUAUCGUUUUCUUUCCACUAUGAUGAGUAUGUUUCUGAGAGGGAAAGUUUGGAUUCUAACGAGACGAGAAGAUUUGUGGUACCAAUUCGAAAGAUCGCAAACUAUGACGAUUCUCCAAAUUUUAAGGACAAACUUAUCCCGAGAAUUGAUGAAAGUAAACAAUAUCUAACCUCUGGACUCACUUUAACCCAAGAAAAUGAGAUGAGAGAAAAGUUCUGGUGCAGAGAACACAUCCUAAACCGCUUAAAGUGCACAUGGGAUACUGCCUUAAAUGAACAUACUGAAGGGUCUGUUGAAUUUCGCCAGUUUGUAGAAAAACUCGAUAAACAAGUGAUCUCACUGGUGUACCCACCAUCAAAUGUGUUUGAUAUCAAAGUAAGUGCAAGUGAAACCACAGUAAAAGUAGGUACACCUGUGCGUUUGAACGUAACUGUGAACACGACGUUACAUACAGAUCUUGUUCCUAUCAGAUACUAUAUACUGGACUAUUUCACAGGUAAAUCUGUGCUUAGCGAUCAUCCAAAGUCUAUCGUAUUCCAGGGCCAAACGUCAACAUUAGUGAGACCGCGGAUCACGACAGAAUUCAACAUCUUACCUCUAAAAAAAGCUAAGUUUCAAAUUGAAAUUGAAGUGCCGGGAAACAUCCUGACAAGGGAACCAAUCAUUAUAACAGCAGGAUGA
Kluyveromyces lactis is the source of this 3633-nucleotide messenger RNA. It is a transcript of the gene TRS120, whose product is annotated as TRAPPII-specific subunit TRS120. NCBI's taxonomy places the organism in Eukaryota, Fungi, Ascomycota, Saccharomycetes, Saccharomycetales, Saccharomycetaceae. The coding region runs from base 1 to 3633 and encodes 1210 amino acids. The transcript has a single exon. Gene Ontology annotation, cellular component: trans-Golgi network. The record is from RefSeq and is a predicted model, not a curated record.